Molecule: messenger RNA, 1368 nt
Organism: Penicillium mononematosum
Lineage: Eukaryota; Fungi; Ascomycota; Eurotiomycetes; Eurotiales; Aspergillaceae
Exons: 3
Coding region: 1-1368 (455 amino acids)
Source: RefSeq, a predicted model, not a curated record
AUGCCUUUUCCAGCGACUCCAUCACCAUUCCCCCGCCGCAAACCAUCCGCCCGCCGCAGUGGCCCUCAAUUUGCCCCCACACGUCGGUUCCUGCUAUCACAAAAUGCAACCCAGAAGGAAGAUGAAGAUGUUGAUAAUGCCACCCGCGCGCGCCGACAACGCGACGUGAUCGAGGACUCCGAUGAUGCCGCAGAUAUAGGAGAUGCGCGAAUCGGGAGAAGAGAUGUGGACGAGCUACCAGAUGAUGCUAUAGACAGCACUCCUCCCGAAGAACCAGAGACUCCGGGAAUCCUAGACGCUGAGUUCGACGCACUGUUUGCGCCAGUCAGAGAUGGGAAUAAACGGCGCCGCGUGGAGGGAGUGACACCUUUCAGUCGAAGCAAUCAAACACAGAUUGAUCCAAUAUUGUCCUCACCACCCGGAAUUGCGAACCCUCCAGCCGAUUCCAUAGAUUUUCCCGAUAAAAGCAGGCAAAGCACUACGACAUGGGAUAUGAAUACCCAGAGAACUCCUGCACCAAGUGCACGUCCACUUGUGCCAGUCACAUCCACCCCCAGCAAUAUAAAAACACCGUUCCGCAGUCGUCCUCGGUUUAUGCUUUCCUCGACGGCGAAGCCUCCGAGCAGCCAAUCCGCACCCAAAUCCAAACCAGACACGCCGGGGAUAUCACCGCCUGAGAGACGGAAACCGACUUUCGUUUUGCCUCGCUCGCCAUCGCCGAAUCCAGAUGCAGAGGAUAUCCCCGCACCGUUCUCCCCCUCCUCGCGCACAUUGCGUCGGCGUGGUCGAAACCGAGCCGGUGUGUCCAAUUAUAUUCCUGGAGGAAUGGCCGCUGAGGUACGCAGCUGGAUCUUGGAAAUGGGGACGAAACGUGACCACUUACCAAAGCCACCCUUGGCUCAAGCCCCAGAUUCGCAGGCAGCGGAUGCCUCGCUUGAAAAAUUGAAUUUGUAUCUCCUGACUGCACGUGUCAUUGAUGUCAGCCAGUCAGCUCUGAGCGGCUGUGGCUCUCUCGCCUUUAUUCAAGCAGAAGUGCUUAGUGGGAAUCAUGUGCAAGCGAAAAAUCCCGAUUCUACCUUGAAUAUCAUGAUUAUGGGAUCUCCGCGGUCUAAAUCCGCUGUUCGUCACAUUCCCUCGCAUUCUGAUGGCACUGUAACACCCCACCUGCGGAAAGGGGGUGUGGUGGGGAUUCACAGAGGGCUCAACUGGACUUUGGAGCUCGGGAAUCACUUCUUCCAACAUCGAACAGCCGAUCAAGCAUCUGGCCGGGCGCCAGAGCGUGGUCCAUCUGAAAAUGGUGGACACCCAGAGGCAAAGGAGGGCUGGCUUAUAGCCAUGGAAUGGGACAUCGUUGAAACAGCUCCAUGA